Molecule: messenger RNA, 3014 nt
Organism: Cyanistes caeruleus (blue tit)
Lineage: Eukaryota; Metazoa; Chordata; Aves; Passeriformes; Paridae
Gene: FIGNL1
Product: fidgetin like 1
Molecular function (GO): ATP hydrolysis activity; ATP binding; microtubule severing ATPase activity
Source: RefSeq, a predicted model, not a curated record
CCCGGGCUGGCCAGGGCUCCUAAGCUGAGGAGCCGUGGCUGCCGGCUGGGUAGGGGCGGCGAGGGCUCAGCCGUGCUCGGGCAGCUUCCCGGCUGGAUUCCUGGCCUGAGGGCAGUGAAAGGGCGGGUGUGCUCGCUUAUUUGGCUUACUUGGCGUACUUGGUGGUGUUUCCCUGGGCCCGUGCUGAGCGUGCUCGUGUGUGGAGGCAGUGGGACCGGCAGCAGCUCCCGCCCGCUCCGCGCUGAGGCGAGCACGCACCCGAGUGCCAGAUCCAUUGGCAAGUGCUUGGAUACACCUCCAGCUUCAGGCAUGGGCACGAAGUAUUUUGUGUCUGUUCCAGUGUCAGUGAUGGAGGCCCCCACCCUCAGCACAGUGCACCUGAGUGAUUGGCAGGGAAGUUACUUUGCUGUCACCUCUGGCACCUGCACACCCGGACAGAAGGCAGAUGGAUACCGUGCCAAGAUCCUGCGUAUUCAGUAUGCAUGGGCAAACUCCGAGAUCUCCCAGGUCUGUGCUGCCAACCUGUUUAAGAAGUACGCAGAGAAAUACUCUGCGAUUAUUGACUCUGGCAAUGCAGAGACGGGCUUGAAUAACUAUGCGGAAAACAUUUUGACUUUGGCAAAAUGUCAGCAAAGUGACAGUGACAAGUGGCAAUCUGCCUUGACAACAGAUAAUGUGUUUGAAUUAAAGUGUGUGCAAGACAGAAUGCAGGCUGGCAAAAUUUUCCAGAGCUCUCAGAUGGCACCGACAGAUGCCCAUGUACGAGCUGAUAAAGGGGUCAGUGCCUCCGCUGCUCCGGCUCUUCCCAAACUCGGUGUCUUCAGCAGUACUGGGGAGACUGAGCUCAGUGCUGGCUCAGCAAAAUGUGCAAGUCAGGGACCAGAUCUUCUUGGGCAUCCCUCAUCUUCCAAGUCCCUUCAAAGCAGUGUGCCUCCUGUGACCAGAACUUCAGACACACUUCCUGGCACUUCAGCCUCCUUAGGCAAAGAGGUUCAUCCAGGCUUCCAGGCAACUCCACUCUUUGGAAGUAAGGAAGUCACUAAUAGCAAUUCUCUGAAAAUGUCAGGUAACUGUUGUGAUGGACAAAAUUUGUCUCUUUUCAACCAGUCAGCUGUAUCUGCCUGGUCUGCAAAUUCUGGGAAAAGGAAAGCAUUCUAUGGUCUGGCUGAUGAAGGCAGCACAGCUAUUCCUAGCCUUGCUCCAUGUCAGGCUUCCAUUUCUACAGGAACUAGUGGUUUUUCAGGGCAAAGAAACAGAAAUGAAGAGAGCGGUGCCCCUGGCUUUAAAACUGCAAAGGAACAGCUGUGGAUGGAUCAGCAAAAGAAAUUUCAAAACCAGCGUGGACCAGUCUCGUCAUAUGGAGGUGUAAAAAAAUCCUUGGGUGCAGGCAGGUCUCGGGGUCCAUUUGGCAAGUUUGUGCCUCCAGUUCCCAAACAAGAUGGAAAUGAAAAUGGAGGAGCACAGUGUAAACCUCAUGUAGAGGAAUCAGCAGACCUUUUGCUGCCUGUGGAUGAACGGCUGAAAAAUAUAGAACCAAAAAUGGUUGAACUCAUCAUGCAUGAGAUCAUGGACCACGGGCCUCCGGUCAGCUGGGACGACAUUGCUGGAGUUGAAUUUGCAAAAGCUACUAUAAAAGAAAUAGUGGUGUGGCCCAUGCUGAGACCAGACAUCUUCACCGGCUUGCGUGGUCCCCCGAAAGGAAUUCUUCUCUUUGGCCCCCCUGGGACUGGCAAGACCCUCAUAGGCAAGUGCAUCGCGUGCCAGUCUGGAGCAACUUUUUUUAGCAUCAGUGCUUCCUCUCUGACUUCCAAAUGGGUGGGUGAGGGGGAGAAGAUGGUCCGUGCACUGUUUGCUGUGGCACGGUGUCAGCAGCCAGCAGUGAUUUUCAUCGAUGAGAUCGAUUCCCUGUUGUCCCAGCGUGGAGAGGGGGAGCACGAGUCGUCCAGGAGAAUAAAAACUGAAUUUCUGGUGCAGUUAGAUGGGGCAACAACCUCUUCUGAAGAUCGUAUUCUAGUGGUUGGAGCAACAAAUCGACCCCAGGAAAUUGAUGAAGCUGCCCGAAGGAGACUGGUGAAGAGACUGUACAUUCCUCUCCCAGAAGCCUCUGCUAGGAAGCAGAUUGUCACCCGCCUGAUGGCAAAGGAGCACUGCUCUCUAAAUGAAGAGGAAAUCAAACUCAUAGUCCAGAAAUCCAAUGGGUUUUCUGGGGCAGACAUGACACAGCUCUGUCGGGAAGCUUCUCUGGGCCCUAUCCGCAGUCUGCAGUCCACGGACAUUGCAACCAUCACUCCGGACCAGGUACGGCCCAUUUCUUUCCUGGACUUUGAGAGUGCCCUGAAAACGGUGCGGCCCAGUGUGUCCCCAAAGGACCUGGAACUCUAUGAAACCUGGAACCAGACAUUUGGCUGUGGCAGAUGAGCUGCAUCACAGCUCUUUCACAGGAACCACCUAGGACUUCAGCACUGCCACGUAUUAAACCUGUGGCAAUUUAGUGCAUCUGCACUUUGUUUUGUUUCUGUCCUGGAAUUAAACCUCCUUAUGUUAUGCAGGCAGAGGUCCAGGCUCUUGCUGAGGCUGAAAAGACCAUGAGAAACUGCUGGUCUUGAUAGAAGAAAUUGCUGAACAGCAGUGGCAUUGAGAGGCUGACAGAAUUUACAGAUUACUGAGAGAUGGACAAAUUUCACUGAUGUUUAAGGGGAAGAUAUCAAACCUCACAAAUAAUUGCAAGGAAUAUUGAGGAAAUCUUGCAAGGUCCACUGUGCUGUAUCAGUAAGGGAUUCAAGUAGUAGCCGAAAUACCGAUUUUGGGUAAGGGUAUGGCAAAACUGGGAUGGAUGAGGAAGAAUAAUUAGAGGUGCCCUGUUUGGGAGGAGACAAGGGCAGAGGUGGAUGUGGACCCAUAAGGAAAAAUGGAAAUGCUCUUGUCUGCCUUUUGACUCAUCACUGCAGUCAAUCUCAGCUUCUCAUUAAAUUUUUUUUCUGAUGAUUUUCUGCUUGACCUUGCUUUCUGUGCUA